AUGUCGUCCGAUUUAAUGUUAGACUUCGAGAAUCAAGAACAACAACUGAUGAACAGUGAAACUGACACCAUGUCCAUCGACCAGGAUGGCGAGUGGGGUAAGCAAGCGUCACUUACUGAAGGCUAACGUUAGCUAGCUACUGUAGCGUUAAAGAGAGCCACUUUUGUCUAAUAUUGGUUACUCCUCGGAAAUGUGUUCCACAAAUGUCAACAUGUUGGUUAUGUUUACCAUAGUUAUACUCGAUCGAAUGAAUGUGUUCUUCAUUUGCCAGCUUGUUGCUAACAUGGUAGCUAGUUAGUUAUUUAGCAAGCUGGCUAGCUAAUUUACUGCCUCAAGUCAGUGACCCCAGGAUGCCUAAAAAGAGAAGACGUUUUACAAUCUGAAUUCUUUACAAUCUGAAUUCUUUGUAACUAUUCUCUCUGCCCUGUACGAAUAUAUUUCGUUUAUGACUUCGCUAGAAGAGAUACAAAGAAUUCAGAUUGUAAAACGUCUCCUCUUUUUACUCAUAGAUAUGGCUAGCCUUAGCCCAAUGUGUACUCUUAAGGAGCCUACCUACUGUUACACCUUAAGCACAGAUAAAACAAUGAGACAGAUAUUUGACCGGAUGUAUAAAUGUGAAGCAUCCGGUUGGCGUUUCCAUUCACUACCAAAUAUGGUGUUGAGAGGAAGCCCAGUGGCCGGCAGCGGGAGAAGAUGGAGCGAGAUGGAUUUUGCCCGACAUUCUGCUAAUUUACUCAUUGAUGAAACAUUUGAUCGCAAUACAGUUUUGUGUUUCUAAAACUAAAAUCUGUUACGAACAGAGUGGACUAAUUUUUGUAGACUUUACCUUUGCCAAAGUUUGCAAAAAAAUUUGGUUGUUUAGAAAGAGCGAAUGGAGUUAUUGCACACGCACACUUCACAGACCUUUGCCUAACGGAAAUAUGCAAAUACAUGCUAGAACGCGCCAAUAGGCUCUUGCUAGCUCGUGCUUGUCUCUGCUCACAAGGUGUAAUUUUCUCACAGUGGAAACGACAGGCUGUGGUCUAUCUUGGGUUAGUUAGAAAAAAUCUUCGCCUUAAGGUUCAAGAACCUUGUGUUAUUUUCAGAGGUGGACUGGCUCUGGCAGCCAGAACAGCCAAAUACUCAAUCGAAACGUGAAUCGAUUCUCAAUUGCGAUACGGUUCUAGAAACAUAAAGCCCUUUACUUUAAUAUCACAUCGAAAUAAUUUCACUAAUGCUAAAUAUACACUUACUGCACACUGUUUUAACCAGCUUUAUCACAGUCGCAGCCGACAGUAUUCUUCAGCGAUAACACGUAGUAAAUCUGUAGUCUAUUGAUACGUUUACAUUUACAUUUACGUCAUUUAGCAGACGCUCUUAUCCAGAGCGACUUACAAAUAGGUGCAUUCACCUUAUAGCCAGUGGGAUAACCACUUUACAAAUUUUUGUAUUUUUGUCUUUUUUUUUCUCUUUGUAAUCUUUUUUUAUAUUUAAAUGUUUACUUUUUUUUCUCCCUUUUUUUUUUAAAUCUUUUUUUUCUGUUGAUAAACUGGGUAAAUGAAGAUGUAGCCUAGGCCUAUUCACAGUACAGGUGAAUGCAUAUUCAAUAGGAGUGCGUGCAUGCAUUGAGUUAUUGAGCUUGUUUUAGCUGAUUUCAUGGGGCUACAGAUUAAAAGCAAUCUGUUUCCCUUCCAUUUGGGACUUAUUUUAUUAUGCUGAUCAACAACAUUUGCAUAGAAGAAGCAAUCUCUUUUAUAAAAGUGUGCACCGUCUCUUUAAAGGGGCAAUCUGCAGUUGCUACAUCCAUUUUAGGACUUAUAAAUUAAUAAUAUGUAUCCAUUGAUUCUUAAAGAAUAUAUCUUAUAAAUGCCUCAUGAGCUUAGUUCAACUGUCACACACCAUCAGAACCCAAAAUACAAGCUUGUUUUAAUCCAACGGUGUAAACAAAGAAAAUGUAAACAAACACUAUAUAGCCUCAAAACAUGGUUAAAAAUAUUAUUUUGUAAAUCAUGGAUGGUCAGUCCUUGCAUCCAUAGCGCUGUCUAUGAAUUUGAGAUCAUCCCUCAGCUUUUCACUCUACCAGGGGCAAAGCUUUGAUAUCGUUUCAGCUUCUGAUUGCUGCUUUAAGACCCAUGACAUUUACACACAGUCAGUCCGAGGCUCGAGCAAAGAUGAUCUUGACUGGUGGAGACAAAGUGAAUGAAUGAAGUUUUUGGUGACAAUCAGCUUUGUAAUCAGCAAUACUUUGCGUUUAUUGUGUGCAUAUUAUCACAAACAAGGUACUAGGGUAGUGAAUUGGUUUUAUCUUCAGCCGUAAGCUAGCAAGGAAAGUUAGCCAACAAAGCUGGAAGCUACCGGUACCUUCUUGCAUUGGAAAGUGUUCUAGCCUUAAAUGGACAUUGUUUUGCAAACAUUAAUUAACAGUUUCAACAUUUCUACAUGCCGUUUUGUAUUAUUCAAGUGUGUUAACGUCUGUGUAACAUAAGUGGUGAUGCAGUCUAGACUCAGUGAGUGCAGUGAUUCCUCAGGACAGGCUACAGCAGGGUUCCCAAUGAGUGCAGUGAUUCCUCAGGACAGGCUACAGCAGGGUUCUCAUGUUGCUCCGGGGGUCGCAUUCUGUCUUCAACCAGGUCCGAAGGGCCACACUGAAAAUGGGUUAUAUUUCCUCAUGGUCAAAAUUAGCAAAGAAAUAGUCUUCUAUCCAUCAUUUUUGGAUUUUUUUUGAUGCUCUGUGACUGUCUAGCUUUCAUUUUGGUGAUUUUUAGCGAACUGGAAAGAAAAUGUGCUAUGAAUGUUGGUCAUUAUCAUUUCUACCAAGUUUUGAUUUAGUUUGAGUGAUUUUAAAGCUCAUUCCAAUUAUUACAAACAGGAAAACGUAAAUGGAAUGUUUCCUAAUUUGAUUAAACAAGUGGGCCAUCAGUUAUGCAUUAACAAUGUGUAAAUAAUAGGUGAAUAGCCAUAUCUAUGACUAAGAGAAGACGUUUACAAUCUGAAUUCUUCUUUGUAGCCCCAUAUGGCUAAACUGUGAUUAGCUAUCUGACCUGACGUUGUGGAUAACUAUCUGAAUCAUGUCAAGACAUCUGUUAAACUAGCCUUUGAUGAAAACGGUAGUUAGUCUUUGGCGAAGGCAACUAAGUAUUGUUUUCAAUACCACGGGGGGCCAGUAUGAAAAAAUAAAAUAAAAAAUGUAUGCACUGGAUAAGAGCGUCUGCUAAAUGACAAAAAUGUAAAAAUGUAAGGCUACUGUUGAAUCAGACGUGUGUGUCUGUCUCGCUCAUGCAGACAUCAGCCUGUUUGACGAACUGGACAACCUUGGAGAUGCAGACGAACUUCUUCAGGCCUUGGAGUGCGUCGGAUAUGUAAGUACAGGACAACACAUGUACCCUCCAGGCAACACUGUCCCUUAAAUUGGAACUGACAGCGUUUUAACUACUUUGCAGCUAUGAAAUAAACAGACAAUCGUGAUAUCAUAAAAAAAUAUCAAAUUCCCAGUUUAUGCUACAAAACCAAUAGGUUCUAUUUGACUAUAACUUCCAUGACGUACAGUAAGACAUUGUUGGCAGAAUAGAUGGAUGCAGUUCAAUGCAUGACUAAUAUAAUUCACCAAUAAAUGUCUUGGAAGUCCAACAAAUAUUGCUAUCAGGUUUUAAAUCAAAGCUGGCCUGUUACAUUGUUUGCUUCCUCCAGACAUUCGGAAUGCACUGUUUCAGUUUCAAUUACUCAAUAUUUUGGGCAAAAAACAGACGAAUGUAACUAAGGCUGGGAAUGCCAAUACAAUCAAACUAGCAAUGGCAAUGAUCACAGGUCAGUCUUAACAUGGCUAAUAGGCUAGCUUACACUACCAGUCAAAAGUUUGGACACUUACUCAUUCAAGGGUUUUUCUUUUUUUUUAAACAAUUUUUUACAUUGUAGAAUAAUAGUGAAGACAUCAAAACUAUGAAAUAACACAUCAUGUAGGAAUCAUGUAGUAACCAAAAAAGUGUUAAACAAAUAAAAAUAUAUUUGAGAUUUGAGAUUCUUCAAAUAGCCACCCUUUGCCUUGAUGACAGCUUUGCACACUCUUGGCAUUCUCUCAACCAGCUUCACCUGGAAUGCUUUUCCAACAGUCUUGAAGGAGUUCCCACAUAUGCUGAGCACUUGUUGGCUGCUUUUUCUUCACUCUGCCGUCCGACUCAUCCCAAACCAUCUCAAUUGGAUUGAGUUCGGGGGCUUGUGGAGGCCAGGUCAUCUGAUGCAGCACUCCAUCACUCUCCUUCUUGGUAAAAUACCCCUUACACAGCCUGGAGGUGUGUUGGGUCAUUGUCCUGUUGAAAAACAAAUUAUAGUCCCACUAAGCCCAAACCAGCUUCACGGUGGGAAAUACACAUGCGGAGAUCAUCCGUUCACGCACACCGCGUCUCACAAAAACACGGCGGUUGGAACCAAAAAUCUCAAAUUUGGACUCAUCAGACCAAAGGACACAUUUCCACCGGUCUAAUGUCCAUUGCUCAUGUUUCUUGACUCAAGCAGGUCUCUUCUUAUUAUUGGUGUCCUUUAGUAGUGGUUUCUUGCAGCAAUUCGACCAUGAAGGCCUGAUUCACACAGUCCCCUCUGAACAGUUGAUGUUGAGAUGUGUCUGUGACUUGAACUCUGUGAAGCAUUUAUUUGGGCUGCAAUUUCUGAGGCUGGUAACUCUACUGAACUUAUCCUUUGCAGCAGAGGUAACUCUGGUUCUUCCAUUCCUGUGGCGGUCCUCAUGAGAGCCAGUUUCAUCAUAGCGCUUGAUGGUUUUAGCGACUGCACUUGAAGAAACUUUCAAAGUUCUUGAAAUGUUCCGUAUUGACUGACCUUUGUCUUAAAGUAAUGAUGGACUGUUGUUUCUCUUUGCUUAUUUGAGCUGUUCUUGCCAUAAUAUGGACCAUCUUCUGUAUACCCCCCCUACCUUGUCACAACACAACUGAUUGGCUCAAACGCAUUAAGAAUGAAAUAAAUUCCACAAAUUACCUUUUAAGAAGGCACACCUGUUAAUUGAAAUGCAUUCCAGGUGACUACCUCAUGAAGCUGGUUGAGAGAAUGUCAAGAGUGUGCAAAGCUGUAAUCAAGGCAAAGGGUGGCUUUUUAAAGAAUCUCAAAAAUAAAUAUAUGUUUUGGUUACUACAUGAUUCCAUAUGUGUUAGUUCAUAGUUUUGAUGUCUUCACUAUUAUUCUACCAUGUAAAAAAUAAAGAAAAACCCUUGAAUGAGUAGGUGUGUCCAAACUUUUGACUGGUAGUGUAUCUAUUUAGUUAGCUAUUUAAUUUAGCAAGCUAAAAAAAAAUGGAGUGUACUGUUAGUUAGUUAGCUAGCUAGCUGCUGGGAGGAUGUUGUCAUUGGACGAGUGGGUGAGUGGCCAACCUUUUCUCCCCCAUAUCGUUAGAGAUGCAGGUAUAUUGAGUUAAUUCAAUUCAUUUGAAUGUAUGUUUUUUCCGCGAUAUUCCAAAUGCCUGUAUCGCAACAAUCAAAGUUUUGUUAAUUUUAGUUUUUAUGAGCGUUUAUUUCCGCUUGUUCUCAUGUUGCAUUUUUGGUCUCGUCUCCUUCGCUCCUCUGUGCUGUUUGCACCUUCCCAUUUACACCAGAGAUAAUGUAUAUAAUGACGAGAUGCAUGUCUCUGCCCUAACAAUGGGAGUCGUUGUCCCAAAGGCGGGAAGGCAAGCUUAGGUCCAAAAUAAGCCCAUAGAAACGCAGUCGCCUUAUUUUGGACAUAUUUUAACGAGAGUGAAACCUCCCGCUUCGCUUCUUCCUCUAUGGUUUACACCAGGGUUCUUCAAUUCCGGUCCUGGAGGUUCCGAAACACCUCUGUUUUUCAUCCUCUCCUUCUAAUCAGGGGCUAAUUCAGACCUGGUACACCAGGUAAGUGCAAUUAACUACCAGGUAGAAAUAAAAAAACAGAAGUGUUUCGGCCCUCCAGGACCGGAAUUGAAGAACCCUGGUUUACACACACACACCAAGCCCCUCCCCCUGCCUCUCACGCCAACAAAGUUGAAAGAUCACAUCUUCCUCUCUGACAAGCGGUUUCAACAGCUAUUUUUUAUAUUUUUGGGGUCCAACAGAAUCGAUCAUAUGGACACUAAAACACAUUGAACCAUUAUUUUACUGUAAUAGAGGAGAUGUUUACUUUUCUAACAAUACCCAUUUUAUGUCUCAACUACUCAAAUUGCGUGCAGAGCAGACACUGAUUAAACGAGAGUAUCAAUGAGCAUUGAUUCUGGAAAAUGAAUGCUUAGUUUGUCGCGUGCGGCUUUGGGGUACCGCUAGCAGUAUUUUAUAUACUAGCUGUCUAGUCUGUGUUUUAUAAAGGUGGCUUAUGGUAGAGAAAUGAGCAUUCAAUUCUCUGGCAACAGCUCUGGUGGACAUUCCUGCAGUCAACAUGCCAAUUGCACGCUCCCUCAAAAUUUGAGACAUCUGUGGCAUUGUGUUCUGUGACAAAACUGCACAUUUUAGAGUGGCCUUUUAUUGUCCCCAGCACAAGGUGCACCUGUGUAAUGAUCAUGCUGUUUAAUCAGCUACUUGAUAUGCCACACCUGUCAGGUGGAUGGAUCAUCUUGGCAAAGGAGAAAUGCUCACUAAAAGGGAUGUAAACAAAUUUGUGCACAACAUUUCAGGGAUAUUUUGUUUCAGCUCAUGAAACAUGGGACCAAAACUUUACAUGUUGUGUUUUAUAUUUUUGUUCAGUGUAUAAAGAUUAGCUGGCUAAUCACUAGCACGUGGGCUUGAGAGGUUGUUGAUGAGACCUGUUGAGACCUGUGUUAAUUUCCUAUAGCCUAAUGCCUGCUACAAGAAGUUAGUCAUUAUUAGUGAAUGUGCAUUAUGCAUUUUUCUAGUUAAAUUUGUAACAAAAAAAUUGCAUUUUCAUAGACAGACUUGAAAGCCAGAUCUGUGAUUAUUGCAACAACAACAAAAGAGGUUAAACUAUUUUGAUAAAAUCAUUAAAUUAUGAGUGGGUCUUAUGGCUGUGGAAGGCUUAUAUCUAGCCUAGGUAUAAUUUCACAAGCCCUGAAUUCAUUAGAUUAUUGCUGACUGUUUGAAAUGCAGUGUAUUUUACCUUUAAUUGUACAACAACGCUUAUUUAGAGAAAACAUAUAAAAAAUUGAUAUAUAUAUAUAUAUAUAUAUAUAUAUAUAUAUAUAUAUAUAUAUAUAUAUAUACAUAUCGUGAAUCGCCCAUAGGUUUGAAAAAAUCGAGAUAUUGCUAUUUAAUUUUCACUAAUGCCUUACUGUACGUAAUAACCAAACAUUCUAUGUAUGAAAACCUGAAAAUGACCAUAUUUAAAUGCUCGCUUGUCAGAAAAUGUACAAAGAAAAAAAAAAGCAUCAUAUUCUUCCUUUGGUUGUACAGUACCAGUCAAAAGUUUGGACACACCUACUCAUUCAAGGGUUUUUCUUCAAGUGCAAUCGCAAAAACCAUCAAGCGCUAUGAUAAUACUGGCUCUCAUUAGGACCGCCACAGGAAAGGAAGACCCAGAGUUACGUCUGCUGCAGAGGAUAAGUUCAUUAGUUACCAGCCUCAGAAAUUGCAGCCCAAAUAAGUGCUUCACAGAGUUCAAGUAACAGACACAUCUCAACAUCAACUGUUCAGAGGAGACUGCGUGAAUCAGGCCUUCAUGGUCGAAUUGCUGCAAAGAAACCACUACUAAAGGACACCAAUAAUAAGAAGAGACAUGCUUGGGCCAAGAAACACGAGCAAUGGACAUAAGACCUUUGGUCUGGAGACCAAAUUGGAGAUUUUUGGUUCCAACCGAUGUGUCUUUGUGAGACGCAGUGUAGGUGAACGGAUGAUCUCCGCAUGUGUAUUUCCCACCGUGAAGCAUGGAGGAAGAGGUGUUAUGGUGUGGGGGUGCUUUGCUGGUGACACUGUCUGGGAUUUAUUUAGAAUUCAAAGCACACUUAACCAGCCCGGCUACCACAGCAUUCUGCAGCGAUACGCCAACCCAUCUGGUUUGGGCUUAGUGGGACAAUCAUUUGUUUUUCAACAGGACAAUGACCGAAGACUCCUCCAGGCUGUGUAAGGGCUAUUUGACAAAGAAGGAGAGUGAUGGAGUGCUGCAUCAGAUGACCUGGCCUCCACAAUCCCCCGUCCUCAACCCAAUUGAGAUGAGUUGGACCGCAGAGUGAAGGAAAAGCAGCCAACAAGUGCUCAGCAUAUGUGGGAACUCCUUCAAGACUGUUGGAAAAGCAUUCCAGGUGAAGCUGGUUGAGAGAAUGCCAAGAGUGUGCAAAGCUGUCAUCAAGGCAAAGCGUGGCUACUUUGAAGAAUCUCAAAUAUAAAAUAUAUUUUGAUUUGUUUAACACUUUUUUGGUUACUACAUGAUUCCAUAUGUGUUAUUUCAUAGUUUUGAUGUCUUCACUAUUAUUCUACAAUGUAGAAAAUAGUAAAAAAAAUAAAGAAAAACGUUUGACUGGUACUGUAUAUGAACAGAUUUUAAUAAGAUUCCAUGUUGCUAAAACACUGUCAGUUCCACUUUAGAAAAUCUCAACAGACCAGUUUCACAGUGAACCGUCAUAAUGUGAAGUACAGUGAUUGGAAGUGAUUACGUGUCUGCUCUGUUUCCCUCGAAGGCCGGCGACGCCCCUGACCUCGACUUUGACAUCGACCUGCCUCCCUGGAGCACCGAUACAGGCAGCACUUACACAGGUAUUUCCUAAUACCUGUCUGAUCAUGUCUAUGGUAUAAUGUGAUAUUGUAUUGGCCCAAAAAAAUUGUUUUUAAACAUGUUGUCAGUACCAGUAUUUCUCUCAUGGAAAUGUGAGCGUCUUGACAAGAGCUCUGUGUCCUUGUGUCUGCAGAUGGCGACCUGAGUGUGGACUCUCUCUCUCCUGCCCAUACCAUGAGCUCUGUCCCCUCCCCUGCAUCCCGAGAGGCCCUGUCACCUUACUCCGUACAAGUGAGUCACCUGUCUCUCUCUUCAGUGUGUUUCACUGUAGGUCAUUUUUUUUGCGUUUAUGUGUUUGAUGUGCCUAUUUUGUAUGGCUGUGGGUAUUUCCCCAGUGUGCGUCUAGGACCAUCUGUGUUAGUCCCCAUGUGGUGCCAUCACACACGUUGCUGCCUCUGCCAUCUGCUCUCACAAUCCACACACACACACACACACACACACGCACCACACACACACACACACUUGAGCACCUCAUUAAGGAAUGUCUGAAGCACCUUGUCAGACUAAUUAUCCACCGUCUGCCAGAGGUGUGGCCCCGCCCCCUCGUUAAAAUGAGGUGAUGACAACUCUGGCCAAAUUAACAUAAUGUAGCAGGCAGUUGUUUUCACAGCGUGUCAAAAAGAGGACCUUAGAUCUUCUCACCCUACACUGCACAUGUUUAUUUAUCCUGCCUUAAUGAUCAAGGACAUUUGUGCCUGCAUCUCAAAAGAUAUUUGGAUGUUACCGAGGCAUCAGUCUUCAAGAGCUUUGUAAUUCCUUUUAGCAAGAUAUUCGGCAGAGGAUGGGCGUCUUCCUUGGCCAUACAUCUAUACAUCGGCAUUAUAAAACGAAAAUAUUUUUGAAUUUUUGCAGUGGGGGGCCACAAUUUAGCAGUGGUGGUGCGCCGCUGCUAAAUGCAUAUGGGGGAAACGCUGGACCUUUCGGAGGUAUUGUAAAACCUCAUACUGUAGUCAAGCAUAAUGACCCCCGUCUCUCUGCUGCCCUCUACAGGAUGAUCUAGCCCUAUCUCCUCAGCCCCAGCCCUCUCCUGCCGUCUCUGUCUGCUCCGAGUCCAGCGGCUUCUCAGAGCCCCCCAUGCCCCUGGCAAAGAGGGCCCCCAAGAGGACCAGCCAGGCCACGCGAGGUGAUGACUCAAACCAAACAUUAGUACAACCAAACAACAGAGAUGUUUAUUGGUUCAAAUACAUUCGCUUUCAAUGGACCAAAUACUUUGUCUCUCCAAUUGUUAUGAUACAUACAACGCAAAGUGCCUUGAGCAUCUCUAUCCAAUUGUUAUGAAACAUACAACGCAAAGUGCCUUGAGCAUCUGGAAAAAAAGCGCCAUAAAAAUCGAAACAGUUAUCAAUUAUGAUCCGUCUCCCACUCUCACAGUCAAGCCAGCCCAGCCAGUGAAGAGGCCUAUCCAGCCCACCCCCAAGGUGUCCAUCCAGCCCAGACCAGUUCUAACAGCCGUGCCACACCACGCUGCGGGCCCUCUCCAGACCAAGACCAUCAUCAUCCAGCCCCUGCAGACCACCCUGCUGCCUCACCCUGCUGCGGUCAAACCUGCCCCUGUCAGUAUACAGCCAGCGCCACCUAUAGGUGAGUCUAAAACUGCACUCACUACACUAUAAUACACAUUAUAUACUGGGUGGUUGGAGCCCUGAAUGCUGAAAGCCGUGUUAUAUGAGACAGUAUACCACAUGUAUGACAAAACAUUUAUUUUUACUGUUCUCAUUUAUACGUGUAACCAGUUUAUAAUAACAAUUAUAAACUGGGUGGUUCGAGCCCUGAAUGCUGAUUGGCUGACAGCCGUGGUAUACCACGGGUAUGACAAAACACUUAUUUUUAUUGUUCUAAUUACAUUGGUAAACAGUUUAUAAUAGCAAUAAGGCACCUCAGGGGUAUAAAAUAAACAUUUAAUAAAAAUAAAAAUAAAUAAAAAAGAAGUAACAAAUAAUUAAAGAGCAGCAGUAAAAUAACAGAAGCGAGGCUAUAUACAGGGGGUACCGGUACCGAGUCAAUGUGUUGGGGUACCGGGUAGUCGAGGUAAUUGAGGUGUCAUGAGGCCUCAUGAUGGAAUGUCCUUUUCAUAGGAGUCGAGGGAGACUGGCAACAAUGGAGUAGGUGUCACAAGGGCACUUGUGUUGCAUGACACACUUUUAUUCGGAGGUCUUGCCUGACAAGCAGGUGGUAAACAAGCUGUGGUAAACAAGCUGUGGUAAAUAGCAAGUGAACAGUCAAUGAAAUGAUUUUUGGAGGUGGCUAAACCAUCGCAAUCACAUUGCCGGACAUGUUAUGAUACCCACCUUUUACUACAUCUGGUAGGUCCUGGCAUCCGUUCAUGACCCGAGGAUCAGUCUGGCACUUCGUCCAACAGAAAAAACAGGGUCAACGAUUGUCAUCAUACCUCAAUUAUAAACACAGCUCGAGAAAUAAAAGUAAUCUCGUUUGGAAGCUAAAUCUAUGCUUUACAGAUGUAGACUGACGGGCUCCAGAUUGGAUUCGAUUCAGGCCGGUGACACCGUUACACUACGCAACCAACUGUGACAUGUUUUGCUAUGGCCCUGGGUUGGUUUAAGUUUGUUUCUGCUAGUUAGUACACUGUUGUAGUCAGACAAAAGUUGGCUAAUACUACCACCGCUGCAGCCAAUAUUUAUUUGUGCUCUAGAAGUGGGUUGCUCCUCGGAGGCUAAUGUGACUGUUUAGUCUAAAUUACACUCAAUUAGAAUGGAAUGGAAGUGACUGCUUUUGAUAAAAAAACACGUUAUCUGCCUUCCCAAUGAAAACUAGUUUUAAAAUUCAAACACUUAUUUUAUGGGAAAGAGAUGUUGUAUGUUUUCUGGACAAUGCAACUCGCUGCCUUGUUGACAACAUGACCGAGCGGAGCAGAUUAGCUUACUGUUUGAUUUGAGAAGGGCGAUCCUCCCUCCCUGCGUUCUCCCGAUGACGUGAUGGGCCAUUGUCCGGUUCAACCUCGGCCAGUGUAGUAGGGAAGCGAUGUGGGCGGAGGGGAGAUUUGCACGUGGCACUUGGCAAAAGGGGGCAUGAUCUGUUGACAUAAUUGUAUAUCCAAACCCAACCUUAAUUUACUCGUUGUGACGCACUGAGGUUCCAAAACUCAGUUUUAGACUAGACUGACUUUUAUCCGUCCUAAAUUAUCCUAUUUACACUCUGUAGUCAAUUAUGACUCUAUAAUAAAUGUUUCUGACUCAUAUUGAUGCCACGUUGGUUGGUUUUUAGGGGCAAUCGAUCUUUAAAGCAUUAGGGAGGUUUUUGGGUGAGCGUUUGGGAGGGUGUUGUGUGUGUGUUGGCCAGCAGGUGUCACCCUAUCUCUACUUUCGUUGCCCCUACAUUUAGGAUCUGGGUUUAAUCAUGUGUGAGUCAGUGUUUUAGUAGUGUUUCCUUUCCUCGGCCCACCAGCCUGUGUUUCAUUCAGACUGUUACCAAUCUGUUCCUCUACCUGAUCCUCUACCUCAGCUGAGUCUGGGCCAAUACAAACAGUUAUGUCACAGUCCGCCCGGGACUAAACCAACACUGUGGAAUAUCUGACCUCUGUAGACUUGAAUGUGAAUUUGAACCACAAUCAAAACCUGUUUUUAGUUUGGCAUUUGAAUAGAACUCUCUCUCUAGAUCAGGGCUCUCCAACCCUGUUCCUGUAGAGCUACCAUCCUAUAGGUUUUCACUACAACCCUAAUCUAGCGCACCUGAUUCUAGACAAUUAGCUGGUUGAUAAACUGAGUCAGGCUAGUUACAACUGGGGUUGGAGAGCCCUGAUCUGCCCAUCUUAAUAUUUUCUUUUUAUUGGCCAGUCUGAGAUAUGGCUUUUUCUUUGCAACUCUGCCUAGAAGGUCAGCAUCCCGGAGUCGCCUCUUCACUGUUGACGUUGAGACUGGUGUUUUGCGGGUACUAUUUAAUGAAGCUGCCAGUUGAGGACCUGUGAGGCAUCUGUUUCUCAAACUAGACACUCUAAUGUAUUUGUCCUCUUGCUCAGUUGUGCACCGGGGCCUCCCACUCCUCUUUCUAUUCUGGUUAGAGCCAGUUUGCGCUGUUCUGUGAAGGGAGUAGUACACAGCGUUGUACAAGAUCUUCAGUUUCUUGGCAAUUUCUCGCAUGGAAUAGCCUUCAUUUCUCAGAACAAGAAUAGACUGACGAGUUUCAGAAGAAAGUUAUUUGUUUUUGAGCCUGUAAUCGAACCCACAAUUGCUGAUGCUCAAACUCAACUAGUCUCAAGAAGGCCAGUUUUAUUGCUUCUUUAAUCAGCACAACAGUUUUCAGCUGUGCUAACGUAAUUGCAAAAGGGUUUUCUAAUGAUCAAUUAGCCUUUUAAAAUGAUAAACUUGGAUUAGCAAACACAACGUGCCAUUGGAACACAGGACUGAUGGUUGCUGAUAAUGGGCCUCUGUAAGCCUAUGUAGAUAUUCCAUAAAAAAUCUGCCGUUUCCAGCUACAAUAGCCAUUUACAACAUUAACAAUGUCUAUACUGUAUUUCUGAUCAAUUUGAUGUUAUUUUAACGUUUGAAUGGUAGUGUAGGUCUUAACGACCUUCGCUUUAGGCGAUCUGAGGGAGCUCUACAAAACAUUUUUUUUAAACACAGAAGGGGUUCAGAAUGUUUCAGCCGACUCGUUGCCCUAAACGAGUACCUGAAGAAACUUUGCAACGACAGGAAUGUCUCCUUUUGAUUGGCUGUGGGAGCAACCAGCACUUUUUAAAAAGAGACAGGAUUCACCCUAACCGCAGGGGUUCCAGGAUUGUUUCCAGCAACAUCACAAACUGUUUUAGAGACUGACGGACAGGUUCUGGUAGCGCUCCAGUUCUCCCUGUCAGAAUAAGCAACAGAGGACAUGGAAACCAUAUCAACUCCCGUAGAAAUGGCACCAUGGUCAUUGUGAGUAACCUAAUUUAUGUUCCUCUAACUCCGUCUUCUAGUGAGUUUAUACAAACUGUCAUAUCCUACCAUUCUGAUAGAUUGGAGACUGUCAGAAAACGUGGUUGUAACGUUAAUAAUUUGGUUGUUAUUCCAUUGGUUACCUCGAGGCAGAUGCCCCAGGGGCAGAGUGGCCCACACUCAUUGAAGAUGGCGCUUUUAAAUGUUAGAGCAAUCACUAGUAAAACCUUUCUUGUGAAUGACCUCAUUACUGAGCGCAAAGUUGAUUGCAUGUUUCCCACUGAAACUUGGCUGUCUUCAGACUGUAGUGACAGUCUUAUUGAAGCUUACCCCCCGGACUACAGCUUUUCAUACUCUAUCAGAAAAGAGGAAAAGGGUGGGGGGACAGCCUCUAUUUCUACUGGCUCUCAGCCGUAAGGACAUUUCAUUACGCGACUUUGGGUCUUUUCAGCAUCAUGCUAUACUGUUUAAAUGUCAGCCAACAGUGCUGGCUAUAACCCUGUAUAGGCCACCAAAGCACUGCCCCACUUUCUUUACUGAUUUAUCUGAACUAUUGUCUAUAGUCCUUGAGAACUAUGAUAAAAAUCAUUGUGUUGGGCGAUUUUAAUAUUCAUGUUGACAAAGAGACUGACUCCAAGGCCAUUGGAUUUAUUAAUCUUUUGAGCUCUAUGGACUUUAUCCAACAUGCUACUGGGCCCACCCAUAACCACGGACAUAGUAUGGACCUGGUUGUUACCAAGGGGCUUUCUGUUGACAUGUUCUCUAUUGUUGAUGUUUCUUUAUCUGAUCACCACUGUGUAUUUUUUACUACCUUGUUGCCCAUAGCAAAGGGGAAUACUGAACGCAUUAUUAAGAAACGCGAUCUUACCUCUGAAGUUGCUACAGAUUUUAUUGAGUGUAUGAACAAGACACAUCACCUAGUCUGCCUUCCUCUUGUGAUGAUUUAGUUGAUAACUUUAGCAAAUGAAGGGCAACCAUUGAUGCCAUAGCUCCAGUAAGGUUGAAAAAAGCCACGUCCAAACGGAUGAGUGAGGAAACAAAUCAAUUAGAGAAAGUCAAAGUUGCAGGUCCAUUAUGAUAUUCUGAGAGAGCAACUUGGCAUAUACAGUGCAUUCAGAAUGUAUGCAGACCCCUUCCCUUUUUCCAAAUUUUGUUAAGUUACAGCAUUAUUCUAAAAUGGAUUAAAGAAAAAAAUGUCCUCAUCAAUCUACACACAAUACCUCCAUAAUGACACAACGAAAACAGGUUUUUAGAAAUGUUUGCAAAUGUAUAAAAAUUAAAACAGAAAUACCUUAUUUACAUAAGUAUUCAGACCCUUUCCUAUGAGACUCGAAAUUGAGCUCAGGUGCAUCCUGUUUCCAUUGAUCAUCCUUGAGAGGUUUCUACGACUUGAUUGGAAUCCACCUGUGGUAAAUUCAAUUGAUUGGACAUGAUUUGGAAAGGCACACACCUCUCUAUAUAAGGUCCCACAGUUGGUAGUGCAUGUCAGAGCAAAAACCAAGCCAUGAGGUCGAAGGAAUUGUCCGUAGAGCUCCGAGACAGGAUUGUGUCGAGGCACAGAUCUGGGGAAGGCUACCAAAACAUUUCUGCAGCGUUGAAGGUCCCCAAGAACACAGUGUCCUCCAUCAUGCUUAAAUGGAAGAAGUUUAGAACCACCAAGACUCUUCCUAGAGCUGGCCGCCCGGCCAAACUGAGCAAUCGGGGGAGAAGGGCCUUGGUCAGGGAGGUGACCAAGAACCCAAUGGUCACUCUGACAGAGCUCUAGAGUUCCUCUGUGGAGAUGGGAGAACCUUUCAGAAGGACAACCAUCUCUGCAGCACUCCACCAAUUAGGCCUUUAUGGUAGAGUGGCCAGACGGAAGACACUCCUCAGUAAAAGGCACAUGACAGCCCGCUUGGAGUUUGCCAAAAGCCACCUAAAGACUCUCAGAACAUGAGAAACAAUAUUCUCUGGUCUGAUGAAACCAAGAUUGAACUCUUUGGCCUGAAUGCCAAGUGUCACGUCUGGAGGAAACCUGGCACCAUCUCUACAGUGAAGCAUGGUGGUGGCAGCAUCAUGCUGUGGGGAUGUUUUUCAGCGGCAGGGACUGGGAGACUAGUCAGGAUCAAGGGAAAGAUGAACGGAGCAAAGUACAGAGAGAUCCUUGAUGAAAACCUGCUCCAGAGUGCUCAGAACCUCAGACUGGGGCGAAGUUUCACCUUCCAACAGGACAACGACCCUAAGCACACAGCCAAGACAAUGCAGGAGUGGCUUCGGGGCAAGUCUCUGAAUGUCCUUGAGUGGCCCAGCCAGAGCCCGGACUUGAACUCGAUCUAACAUCUCUGGAGAGACCUGAAAAUAGCUGUGCAGCGACGCUCCCCAUCCAACCUGACAGAACUUGAGAGGAUCUGCAGAGGAGAAUGGAAGAAACUCCCCAAAUACAGGUGUGCCAAGCUUGUAGCGUCAUACCCAAGAAGACUCGAGGCUGUAGUCGCUGCCAAAGGUGCUUCAACAAAGUACUAAGUAAAGGGUGUGAAUACUUAUGUAAAUGUAAUAUUUCCGUUAUUUAUUUUAUAAUUAGCAAAAAUUUAUAAAAACCAGUUUUUGCUUUGUCAUUAUGGGGCAUUGUGUGUAAAUUGAAUACAUUUUAGAAUAAGGCUGUAACGUAACAAAGUGUGGAAAAAGUCAAGGAGUCUGAAUACUUUCAGAAUGCACUGUCUAACACAAGGCAAUUAUCAAUGCCAGACGGGCUCAUUUUUCUAAUUUGAUCACUAAUAAUCUGAAUAAUUUGAGAGUGCUCUUCUCGACCAUUGAUGGCCUGAGAAAUCCUACCCCCGCAAACCUCCUGUAUGUGAACUUUCCUCCACGUCUAAAUCUGAUGAGUUUGCGAAAUAUUUUUUAGAUAAGAUAACAAACAAUAGGCUGGGUAUCAAGAAAGACCUGAUGAGAAGUUUGAUAUGUGCCCUAGCCUACCACGCAAAGACACUAUGGAGUUAUAUGUGCCCUAGCCUACCACGCAAGGACACUAUGGAGUUAUAUGUGCCCUAGCCUACCACGCAAGGACACUAUGGAGUUAUAUGUGCCCUAGCCUACCACGCAAGGACACUAUGGAGUUAUAUGUGCCCUAGCCUACCACGCAAGGACACUAUGGAGUUAUUUCCCUGCCUACACGCAAGACCAUGAUUAUAUGUGCCUACACCUACCACCAGGACACUUAUGGUUUAUGUGCCCUAGCCACCCGCAAGACACUAUGGAUUUAUAUUGCCUACCUACACGCAAGGACACUAUGGAUUAUAUGUGCCUAGCCUACCACGCAAGCACUAUGGAGUUAAUGUGCCCUAGCCUACGACCAAAGAACUUGAGUAUAUUGCCCUAGCCUACCACGCAGCACUAUGGAGUUUAUGUGCCCUAGCCUCCACGCAAGGACAACUAUGGAGUUAUAUUGCCCUAGCCUUUCCACAAGACACUAUGGAGUUAUAUGUGCCUAGCCUACCACGCAAGGACCUAUGGAGUUUUUCCUACCUACCACCAAGGACACUAUGAGUUAUGCCCUAGCCUACCACCAAGGACACUAUGGAGUUAUAGUGCCCUAGCCUACACGCAAGGACACUAUGGAGUUAUAUGUGCCUAGUACAACCACAACAAUGGAGUUAAGUGCCCACAUCAAAAAGACAUAUUAAUGUGCAAAUAGCCUAGUAUUAAGAGCACAGCAAAAGACAUAUGAGUUAUAUCCAGGGGUGCCGUACCGAGUCAGUGCAGGAGUUAGUCGAGGUAUUUAGUAAUAUUACAUGUAGGUAAGUUUUAAGUGACUAUGCAUAGUAUAACGAGAAGCACACUAAAAGAGGGGUGGAACAGUGCAAUAGUCUGGGUAGCCAUUCUAGAUGCUGUUUAGAAGCCUCUUGGACCUAGACUUGCACUCCUGUCACCGCUUGCCGUGCGGUAGCAGAGAGAACCAGUCUAUGGACUAGGGUUGGCUGGAGUCUUUGGGCCUUCCUCUGACACCACCUGGUAUAGAGGGUCCCUGGAUGGCAGGAAGCUUGGCCCCAGUGAUGUACUGGGCUGUACGCACUACCCUCUGUAGUGCCCUGCGGUCGGAGGCCGAGCAGUUGCCAUACCAGGCAGUGAUGCAACCAGUCAGGAUUCUCUCGAUGGUGCAGCUGUAGAACGUUUUGAGGAUCUGAGGACCCCAUGCCAAAUCUUUUCAGCCUCCUUGGGGGGAAUGUUGUCGUGCCCUCUUCAUGACUGUCUUGGUGUGCUUGGACCAUGUUAGUUUGUUGGUGAUGUGGACACCAAGGAACUUGAAGCUCUCAACCUGCUCCACUACAGCCCCGUCGAUGAGAAUGGGGGGCGUGCUCGGUCCUCUUCUUUUUCCUGUAGUCCACAAUAAUCUCCUUUGUCUUGAUCACGUUGAGGGAGAGGUUGUUAUGCUGGCACCACACGGCCAGGUCUCUGACCUCCUCCCUAUAGGCUGUCUCGUCGUUGUCGGUGAUCAGGCCUACCACUGUUAUGAUGGUACCUAAUGAUGGUGUUGGAGUUGUGCCUGGCCAUGCAGUCAUGAGUGAACAGGGAGUACAGGAGGGGACUGAGCACGCACCCCUGAGGGGCCCCCGUGUUCAGGAUCAGCGUGGCGGAUGUGUUGUUACCUACCCUUACCACCUGAGGGCGGCCCGUCAGGAAGACCAGGAUCCAGUUGCAGAGGGAGGUGUUUAGUCCCAGGGUCCUUAGCUUAGUGAUGAGCUUUGAGGGCACUAUGGUGUUGAACGCUGAGCUGUAGUCAAUGAAUAGCAUUCUCACAUAGGUGUUCCUUUUGUCCAGGUGUGAAAGAGCAGUGUGGAGCGCAAUAGAGAUUGCAUCAUCUGUUGGGGUGAUAUGACGUGAGUGCUACAGGUUGGUAGUCAUUUAGGCAGGUUACCUUAGUGUUCUUGGGCACAGGGACUAUGGUGGUCUGCUUGAAACAUGUUGGUAUUACAGACUCAAACAGGGAGAGGUUGAAAAUGUCGGUGAAGACACUUGCCAGUGGGUCAAUCCAUGCUCGAAGUACACGUCCUGGUAAUCCGUCUGGCCCCGCGGCCUUGUGAAUGUUGACCUGCUUAAAGGUCUUACUCACAUCGGCUACGGAGAGCGUGAUCACACAGUCGUCCGGAACAGCUGAUGCUGUCAUGCAUGUUUCAGUGUUGCUUGCCUCGAAGCGAGCAUAGAAGUGGUUUAGCUCGUCUGGUAGGCUUGUGUCACUGGGCAGCUUGCGGCUGUGCUUCCCUUUGUAGUCUGUAAUAGUUUGCAAGCCCUGCCACAUCCGACGAGCGUCAGAGCCGGUGUAAUACGAUUCAAUCUUAGUUCAAUCUUAGUCCUGUAUUGACUCUUUGCCUGUUUGAUGGUUCGUCGGAGGGCAUAGCGGGAUUUCUUAUAAGCGUCCGGGUUAGAGUCCCGCUCCUUGAAAGCAGCAGCUCUACCCUUUAGCUCAGUGCGGAUGUUGCCUGUAAUCCAUGGCUUCUGGUUGGGGUAUGUACGUACGGUCACUGUGGGGACGACGUCAUCGAUGCACUUAUUGAUGACUGAUGUGGUGUACUCCUCAAUGCCAUCGGAAGAAUCCCGGAACAUAUUCCAGUCUGUGCUAGCAAAACAGUCCUGUAGCGUAGCAUUAACCUCUCCAGUCCAGGUUUAAAUUGGUUUAACGGGUCGAGAGUUUUUUGUUACCUUUGUGGAACAUAACUCUGAGAAAAUAGAUAUAAUAAUAAUAAUAAUAAUAUGCCAUUUAGCAGACGCUUUUAUCCAAAGCGACUUACAGUCAUGCGUGCAUAAAUUUUUGUGUAUGGGUGGUCCCGGGGAUCGAACCCACUACCUUGGCGUUACAAGCGCCGUGCUCUACCAGCUGAGCUACAGAGGACCACAUGUGGACCACAUGUGGCGUUCCACAAGGUUAGAUUUUGGGUCAGUUACUGUUCAGUUGAUAUUUGUUACCGCUAGGCAGCGUUAUCAGAAAGCACAGCAUUGAUUUUCACUGCUUCACCGACGAUACACAACUUUACAUUUCUGCGUCACCGGAGGAUUCUAGCUCGACAGAUAAAUUAUUAGACUGUUAGUGAUUUAAAUACUUAGAUGGCUCACAACUUCCUCCAGCUAAAUCAAGACAAGACCGAGGUACUUAUUGUUUGAGCCAAAGUACAGAGAGAGAAUCUGGUAAAAAACCUAAGUGUUAUUUUAGAUUCUGAACAUCAGGAAUGUGACCAAAAUAGCUGCUUUACCACCUGAGGAACAUUGCCAAGGUGCGGCCGUUUCUCUCUCAGGCUGAUACAGAGAGACUCAUCCAUGCUUUAAUUACAAGCAGGCUUGACUACUGUAAUGCUCUCCUGUCUGGUCUACCCAAGAAAGCCAUUGGUCAACUGCAAAACAUACAGAAUGCUGCAGUACGGGUACUGACCAAGACCAGACGGAGAGCACACAUUACACCUGUUUUAAGGUCUCUGCACUGGCUGCCUGUGAGUUUUAGAAUUCAUUAUAAGAUUAUUCCAUUGAUUUUUAAAUCAAUCCAUGAUUGUGCACCCCAAUACACGUCAGACAUGCUUUUAAGUUAUGUACCCAGUAGGUCCCUCAGGUCCUCUACCACUGGCCUUUUAACUAUCCCACAGCCUAGGACCAAGAGGCAUGGAGAGGCAUCCUUUAGUUAUUAUGCCCCCAGCCCCUGGAAUAGCCUGCCAGAGGGGGGCCAAAACUAUGGACGUAUUUAAGAGAUCUUAAAACGUACCUUAGCUUUGCUUUUCCUCAGGGGGCUUUUUAGUCGUUCAGUUUUUGUUAUUAUUUUGUUUUUUAUCCUUUGAUGUUUGUUGUGUAGUGAAUAUUUCAGUUUUUAUUUUCAUUGUUUUUAUAUAUUUUUCCUGUGAAGCGCAUUGUGUUGCAAUCCAUGUCUGAAAUGUACUGUAUAAAUAAAGCUUGAUUUGAUUUGGAAGCUCUACAGGGUUGGAGAGCUCUGCUCUAGAUCUUCUCCUCAUUUGACUUGCUAAAGGAAGCAGUCCUCAUCUCGUCCGCGUUCCUUCAUCAGCGAUGUAGCUUUUAGUCGAAUCUCAUCACCAUUAACACUGACAGGUCAUUUAGCAGGAGACAGAGGGGAGGUGCUGUGCCAGUGUUUGUGUGUGAGGGUUGGUUCCUGGCACAGAGAGUGGGUUAG
This is a messenger RNA of Coregonus sp. 'balchen', 20655 nucleotides long. The record is from the annotation of a GenBank genome assembly. NCBI's taxonomy places the organism in Eukaryota, Metazoa, Chordata, Actinopteri, Salmoniformes, Salmonidae.